Volvox carteri f. nagariensis is the source of this 2198-nucleotide messenger RNA. RefSeq lists its product as uncharacterized. The transcript is spliced from 9 exons. NCBI's taxonomy places the organism in Eukaryota, Viridiplantae, Chlorophyta, Chlorophyceae, Chlamydomonadales, Volvocaceae. The record is from RefSeq and is a predicted model, not a curated record. Bases 11 to 1036 code for a protein of 341 amino acids.
GACUGGAAAAAUGCAGGUUCACGCGAACCCGGCGUUCUCUGUGGCCCGAGUGCGAUCCCAGCGACGAGGAACCACACGUGCAGUUGCUGGCGCAUCAGCGGAAUUCUUGCAGAGCUCCGCCUCCCCCUCCACGUCCCCCUCCUCCCCGCGCACACCCCCACCCCCGCCCACUCACCGGGGGGUGCUCAUCCUCCCCGGCCUGGGCAACAACGCGGCGGACUACGGCCCCCUUGCCGUACAACUGGAGGCGCGAGGAAUGGCGGUGGAGGUGGCGCAGGUCACUCGCCCCGACUGGUCUCGGAACGCCGCCGCAUUGGCUGAUCCCGACUGGUGGAAGGGCUGUCUGAAACCCCGACCCGCCGUCAACUGGUACCUGGACAAGGUGGAUGCGGCCAUGCAGCGCCUGAAGCGGAGGGUGGAGGCGGCGGAGGCGCCCAUCACCAUGCUGACUCACUCGGCUGGUGGCUGGCUGGGCCGUGUGUAUUUGUACGACUGGGGCACCGAGGGUGUCGACCGUUUCGUGUCCCUGGGCUCCCCCCACCUCCCCCCUCCUCGGGGGGCGAAGGGGGUGGACCAAACCCGGGGCAUACUUACGGCGUGCAACGAUAUGAGCCCAGGAGCCUUCCAUAGCUCGAUUCAAUACGUCACCAUUUGUGGCAAGUUCGUACACGGCGUACCGCUCACCGGAAAGGCGGCCACGCACACGUCCAACCCCCCAACCGCUAACGGUAACGGACCCUCGUCCUGGCUCGCCAAAUUCGCCGGGUUGGGGUAUGAACAGGUGUGUGGUGAGGCGGAGGUGUGGGGUGACGGCAUCGUGCCUCAGCCCUCCGCCCACCUGGAGGGGGCCUUAUCCGUGGACUUGGAGGGGGUCUUCCACUCGCCGUUGGGGGAGAAGCUGCCCUUCCUGGGGCCCUGGUACGGCUCGCCGGAGGUGUUGGAGCUGUGGCUGCAUCACCUCACUGGGGAGGCAGAGACACAGGCAUCAGCGGCAGCGAGUACGGCAGGUACGACGGCCCGGGUGGCGCCGGCGUGAGGCGCCUCAACGGCGAUCAUGACGAUGGCCCUGUCGUGAGCAUCAGCGACGACGCUGAUCUCAUCGUACCUAAAGCGUGCCGUACAGACGGAUGUACGGAUGAUUGUACAGCGAGUUUCCGUAGGUCAACUGCCUCGCGUCGGAGCUCUCCGAUCUUCCCCGUCAGGGAGGACGGGACAUUGCCCUCCAGCCCCUCCGUACCAAGGGGGGAAGAGAGAAGAGCUGCUAACGGCCAUGUUGAUGCAUUUGGUGGAUAUUAAUUCGGUUUACCUGCACUUUAGGUACUUAGGGUUUCUAUGUAUGUAUGUGUGUAUGCUUCGGGGGGUAAUGUCCCUGGAUGAAUACCUAAGCCGCGAAAGAAAACACACAAUGGGUGGCGGUACUAGGUAGGUCGUGGUCUGCCUUAUGCCAUUUGUCGGCCUGUCUGUCUACCUGUCUUUCUGUUGGUUUGUCUGUUUGUAUGUACAUGUGUUUAAUGUGCGUCGUCGUCAUCAUCGAGUAAUCCGAGAUGUGAGGGGCUGUGUGUGAGCGGCAGGAGGAGAAGAAGAAGAAGAAGAAGAAGGUGUUGUUAUUUCUGUCCGCCAUCCUGUGGGGCUGUUUCAACAGCACCAUCUGAUUCCGCUUCUGGGGUUGUUCCCCCGGGCGUUGGGUGGAGCAGAGAUGACCGUUAUCAUCGACAGCAGCAGCACCACCACCGCGUUGAUCAGUUCGGCCCUUGCAGAGUGCUAUUUUUAUUUUAUAUUUAGCUUUAUAUAUGUAUGUUAUAUACCUAGAUACCUCUGGGCUCCCAAAUGGAAAGGGUCGAGGGACGCAGCUGUGUUGGGUUGUGUGUUGGUGUGUGUGGUUGAGGAUGAUAACUUUUUCAUCAUGACGACGUUUCCAGGCUUACCCCCACCUCCCCCUCCGCCCGCGCCUUCUCUGCGUGUUCAUUACAAAUAUAACGUAAGCAGUAGCAGUUACUGCGAUUUCUGUCCUUAUCCUGACUGUUUUUACUGUCCUUGCUUUUGACAAGUGAAUGUUGCCAUACCUGGGUUGCCAUAGGGGACGGGAGGGAAGAGAAGCAAAAUGCAGGACAUACGAUUAUUUGAAUGUAUGUAUGUACAUGUGUAUGUACGUAUGUACGUCUGUCAAACACAACAGGCGCCAGUGGCGUUCAUCAGUC